Messenger RNA from Penicillium egyptiacum, 1101 nucleotides. NCBI's taxonomy places the organism in Eukaryota, Fungi, Ascomycota, Eurotiomycetes, Eurotiales, Aspergillaceae. The record is from the annotation of a GenBank genome assembly.
AUGGCUAUCCAUCCACGCCUGCGCCCAGAAGGUUCGCCAGGGCAUCUAUCGCCGCAACAAGCCCUAGCCAUUUCUGCAUGGACAGAGCAACAUGCAGCAGCGUCCCUGCAGGACAUGACCCUAUCGGACUCAGCCCCUGCAGCGAGGACCCCGUCUACACCGACGCCGACGCGCUCGGGUCUGCGCGGAGCCACCGUUUCGCUGUCGAUCCCUCUCGACGACGAAGCGACCCCAACCCAACGAGUCAAGGUCGAGUCCCGCCCCCCGACAGUCAGCUUCCGGCGUCGGGAGCCUCUCCGUCGGGAUGGCCUCAAGACCCGGGAAGCCCUGCUCAAGGGCAAAGACGGCAGCCGUCGGAGACAGCGCUGGGAAAACGAUCGUCUGUUGCACAACCCCUGGGCAGAACCGCCAUCUUCAAAGGACUGGGAUGUCCAGCCUACCUAUCCUCGGCAUGACCCGAUGCCUUAUUAUCUUGCGCCCCUGUGGGACGUUCACUAUUCCCAUGUGGCGGAUCACCAGGCGGCCGUGAAGGCCGCGGAGAAAGCUAACGAGAAGCGUCACAUUCCGAAGGAACUGAGGUUAAAGCUGAAGCAUGCGCGUGCUGCGCAUGGCAUGCUCCGAGGUCUGGAAGAUGAGGUCCGUACGUUUAUCCAGAAGUGGAAUGAGAGGGAACUUCUGCUUGAGAAAGAGGGGUUGCAGGAUGCUCCCAAUAACUCGGCUAGUGACGACUCGGAAGAUGAGAUCGUCUUUGUUGGUCGUAAUGGGCAGAUGCACGACUCGCCCGAACGAAAGGAGAGACUCCGCCUGCUUCGAGAGGAGAUCAGCUGCCACAGCGAGCGGGAUGGUGAGAAGAUGGUACUUGAGACUCUGUCUGAUGAUCGUGCCGCUGGAUUCGGUCGCUGGUUGGUCCACUCCAUCGCAUCCUACUAUGGAUUGCACACAUGGUCCGUCACAGUAGAAAACCGACGAGAAGCCUAUGUGGGCUUCCGACCCCCGGUCCCAGGAAGCCGUGCCGGGAUCGUUUCCCACCCAGCUUGCCAUUCGGAGUCCUUGAUCAAGCCCGGAGACGAGCUUCCUCGGCCUCUCUAUGCGCAGGUGUAG